Cheilinus undulatus (humphead wrasse) is the source of this 3099-nucleotide messenger RNA. RefSeq names its product pyruvate kinase M1/2a (gene pkma). Gene Ontology annotation, cellular component: cytoplasm. Lineage: Eukaryota; Metazoa; Chordata; Actinopteri; Labriformes; Labridae. Gene Ontology annotation, molecular function: magnesium ion binding; pyruvate kinase activity; potassium ion binding. Gene Ontology annotation, biological process: glycolytic process. The record is from RefSeq and is a predicted model, not a curated record. The transcript is spliced from 11 exons. Bases 1 to 1899 code for a protein of 632 amino acids.
AUGUACACACAUGCUAUCAGGUCGUGGCGAUUGCUUGGUCACAGCAGACGCUCUCUAUGUCCUUUACCCUCAUUGAAGGGAUUUACUCUUGAGCUCCUGGAAGUGUCCUACGUAUGCACGCAUGCUGCAGCCGUCAGAUCCGCCUGGACCGCUGUUGCAGGGAGAGGCUGGCUCGUUGGCAGUGAAAGCUACAGCACUCUGGGGUUGUUUUGGAGGACACUGCUUUCAAGGUGCCUGUUUGUCCCUUUAAAGAGGAGGAGGAACUAUCGGGGCACUUCUCCAGUUGCACCAGCAAACGAAAUGCCUCAUCCAAAAACGCUAGACAUGGGUUCUGCUUUCAUCCAAACACAGCAGCUCAAUGCUGCCAUGGCCGAUACUUUCCUAGAACACAUGUGCCUGCUGGACAUCGACUCUGAGCCCACCACUGCAAGAAACACCGGCAUCAUCUGCACCAUCGGGCCGGCCUCUCGUUCUGUGGAUACUCUGAAGGAGAUGAUCAAGUCUGGAAUGAACAUUGCUCGCUUGAACUUCUCUCACGGCACACAUGAGUACCAUGCAGGUACUAUCAAGAAUGUGCGUGAGGCAUGUGAGAGCUUUGAGCCCGGCAGUAUUCAGUACAGGCCCAUCGGCAUCGCCCUAGACACCAAGGGCCCUGAGAUCAGGACUGGCCUCAUCCAGGGAAGCGGCACAGCUGAGGUAGAGCUUCAGAAAGGCAACAUGAUCAAGAUCACACUGGAUGAUUCUUAUCAAGAGAACUGCAGUGAUGAGAUCCUCUGGCUCGACUACAAGAACAUUACCAAGGUGGUGGAAGUUGGCAGCAAGAUCUACAUUGAUGACGGACUUAUUUCCCUGCAGGUCAAAGAGAUUGGCUCCAAUUUCCUCAACUGUGAGAUUGAGAAUGGUGGCACCCUGGGCAGCAAGAAGGGAGUGAACCUCCCUGGUGCUGCUGUCGAUCUGCCAGCUGUUUCAGAGAAGGACAUCCAGGACCUGAAGUUUGGUGUGGAGCAAGGAGUCGAUAUGGUCUUUGCCUCCUUUAUCCGCAAAGCAGCUGAUGUACAUGCUGUCAGAGCAGUGCUGGGAGAGAAAGGCAAAAACAUCAAGAUCAUCAGCAAACUCGAGAACCAUGAGGGUGUACGCAGAUUUGAUGAGAUCAUGGAGGCUAGUGAUGGCAUUAUGGUUGCACGUGGUGACCUGGGAAUCGAGAUCCCAACAGAAAAGGUCUUCCUGGCCCAAAAGAUGAUGAUUGGUCGAUGCAAUCGAGCUGGAAAGCCAAUCACAUGUGCCACCCAGAUGUUGGAGAGCAUGAUCAAGAAGCCCAGACCUACCCGGGCUGAGGGCAGUGACGUAGCAAACGCUGUGUUGGACGGCGCAGACUGCAUCAUGCUGAGUGGGGAGACUGCCAAGGGAGAUUACCCUCUGGAGGCAGUGCGCACACAGCACAUGAUUGCUCGUGAAGCCGAGGCAGCCAUGUUCCACCGGCAGGUGUUUGAGGAUCUGCGCCGCUCCACGCCACACUGCAGCGACCCCGCUGAGGCAAUUGCAAUUGGCGCUGUUGAGGCCUCCUUUAAGAGCUUAGCUUCUGGGAUCAUUGUGCUCACUGGCUCUGGAAGAUCUGCCCACCUGCUCUCCAGGUACAGGCCCCGUGCACCCAUUAUCGCCGUCACCCGUAACGCUCAGACAGCUCGCCAGGCUCACCUGUGGCGUGGCAUCUUCCCUGUUCUGUACACCAAGCCCCCCCACGAUGUGUGGGCUGAGGACGUUGACAUGCGUGUCAACUUUGCCAUGGAUAUGGGCAAAGCCAGAGGCUUUUUCAAAGAGGGAGAUGUUGUUAUCAUCCUGACCGGCUGGCGCCCUGGCUCUGGUUACACCAACACCAUGCGUGUGGUUCUGGUGGCCUGAACAGUCAGCGUAGCUGCUCCGCCUCCUCUCUCCACCUUCAUUUUUAUUUCAUAGCGCUCCACCCCAUGCUUCUCUCCAGCUUACAGCCCUUUUCAUCCAAGACGUAGGCUCACAGACUCAACUGCUAAAGAAUUUAGCAUUUAGCCAAUAACUCAAAGAAUUUGAUCAUUAUGGAGUGUAGCCUUCAUGGCCAGAGAGCUGUUGUUGGGAAAAGCGAGGGAUUGUUCCAUGCUAUUCCAAUUUAUGUCUCCAUUCCUUUCACAUAGAUUCUUUCAGUCCGGUCUUCAGGUUCUCAGAUUAAUACACCCUGACCAGUAACUGCUGUAUUUAUUCACUCAAACACUUAACAAUGUUAAAAGUGAACCACACAAUGAGUGAAUACAUUCUGGUCUGUGUGCAUGCGUGUACCGGCUCUUGAUUUGGGGCGAGUGGAAGGGCAGGUGGAUUUUCACAGAGCACCUUUAGUACUGUAACACUUAACACUCCUCUGCCGGUAUUUUGAACAAACUUGUGACAUCCUAAAUCCAAAAGGGCUCGUCUAACAGUGCAGCCUUUGCUCCACCUCUCCACCCAAACAGAGCCUUGUGUAGUGCUGUCUGUAUGAAGUGUCCUCUCUUAAAAGCCAGAUUUCACAGUGUUUAUGUAUAGCUGUCAGUGUUGCACUCCUUAUCUGCUCCAGACAAUGUUACAUUCAAUAUUAUACUUGACUUCUCUGAAAGGUAAAAUUUUGUCUUGGGACAUCCAAUACUACUUAUAUUUUGUCUGACUUUAGAGAAAUGUUAGUUUUGGAUGUCCUCUUCAGAGCUAGUUACUGUGUUUGUGUUAUUAGGUGUCAUAAGUCUUUAGGUCUAUUUGCAUUUGGAUCAUAUUUAAGUUAGCGCUUAUAUGAAUCGGGUAUGGUUCACUAAUGUUGACUGAUGUGAAUGAGCACUUUUAGGAUUUUGUUCUUGCAAGGGACCUGAUGAAGGGGCGAAGCUCUGUCCUUCACAACCCCAGUGGGUGAGGGGCCACACCCUCUGCUUGUAUUACUCCUUCUGUGUUGAUUACCCACUGUAGCUUUCUUCAUGUGUCUAACAUGCUUUGGAUUGUAACGCUAGAGUGUAAGAACUAACUAUAUGUAAAGGGGAUAAAUAAUGAGAAGCUGGUGUACUGAGCAUCUUAAAAGAUGGGAUUUCCAUCAAUAAAAGAGAUAAGCACUGA